This is a messenger RNA of Adineta ricciae, 306 nucleotides long. The record is from the annotation of a GenBank genome assembly. Lineage: Eukaryota; Metazoa; Rotifera; Eurotatoria; Adinetida; Adinetidae.
AUGAAACUAUUUGCCAUUUUUCUCGCCAUUGGUCUUGCAUUACUUUGCCUUGUUUCAAACAGUGAACAAGGUCCUAUCCGUAUCCCGGGUCGAGGUGCUGGUGGAAGUGGUAAACCACGUCAGCAUUUCAUACAUAAAAAUACUCGAAAAGAAGCGGAAGAAGCGGCACGACGACAAGGUGGUGGUCGACCUCCAAUUCAUCACAAUGAACGCGGUCAAAAGUCUCAUUAUCAUCCUUCGGACAAGAAUGGUAACAUUCGAAAAGAUGGCAGUCAUUUUCAAUAUGGCAAGAAAAAGAAUGGUUAA